UCCCCUUAGUGCGUGGAGAGCUUCAUUUGAUCAAACCCUUCAAGUUGGAGCGCUUCGCUGAAUCGCACUUUUCCACAACAUCUCAACUGUGGCUGCUUCACCGCGCUGCAACUUGUAAGAGGACUUCUUUCCAUCAAUAACUGACGCUGAAGAGAGGAAAAGGACACUGCAUCGUGUUGUUAUCCGCGAUGGAGAGAGGAAUCAGAUAUUGCCGGGUUAAUGCUUUCUGCACCCUGCUUUUGGUUUUGUUCGCCUGGGUUCCGGUGACCAAAACAGUGAUAACUUGCAGGUCAUGUCACCUGCUGGAUAAGUGGAGCGGACGGGAAUUACUGGUGAGGAUGGACAGUGGUGUCGAUUUUGGUAAAGUUAGUGACAAAAAUGGAGACGGGUCAGUGGCGCUGUUUAAUUCGGCUGGUGCUGAAACUGGUCAACCCGACUGCGGCGCAACCGACAACUGCGAACACGCUCACUCUGUGCGUAAAAGGAAUACAGACAGACUCCGCUCAGAGAAAAUGCCAAUCGAUGAUAAAUGGAAGUCGGUGCGCAGUAAUGGCAAAGUUUAUAACCUCAAACGUCCAGGUUCACAAGGUUCAGCCCCUGGAGAUCCCCAUCACCGAGUGCGUAGAAGCACCCAGCGACCCGACUCGCCCCCAGGUGCGCGCCCGCCGCCGUCUUUUGGCAACAGCACCGCGCGGACUGCGCGGAGAGUCCCCCGCUCUGAGCUGAGAUGGAACAGGGAAGAGCGGAGAACGGCCACAUCGCGACAGGAGGAGCUGAAACUUACCAGCUCUACCUUUGCGCUGACAGGGGAUUCCGCACACAACCAAGCCAUGGUGCACUGGUCCGGCCAAAACAGCAGCGUGAUUCUCAUGCUGACCAAACUGUAUGACUUCAAUCUGGGCAGUGUCACAGAGAGCUCCUUAUGGAGGUCAACAGAUUACGGAACCACUUACGAGAAACUCAAUGAAAAAGUGGGUGUAAAGACCAUCCUCAGCUAUCUAUAUGUCAGCCCCAACAACAAGCGCAAGAUCAUGUUGCUGACAGAUCCAGAGGUGGAGAGCAGUUUGCUCAUCAGCUCAGAUGAAGGCGCAACCUAUCAAAAAUAUCGCCUCAACUUCUACAUCCUCAGCCUGUUGUUUCACCCUGAGCAGGAGGACUGGAUCCUUGCCUAUGGCCAUGACCAGAAGCUCUACAGCUCUGUUGAGUUUGGCCGUCGAUGGCAGCUCGUUCAUGAGCGGGUGGCGCCCAAUCGAUUCUACUGGUCUAAACUGGGCCUUGAUAAAGAGCCAGGCUUGAUUCACCUUGAGACCAGCAUCUCAGAAACCCAGGCUCUUUAUGUCACAUGCAAGCUUCAGAACUGCACAGAUGCCAACAAAGGCAAACCUUUUCCUGGAUACAUUGACCCCAACUCCCUGGUGGUCCAAGAUGAGUAUGUGUUUGUUCAGGUGUCAACCGGCGGUCGGCCAAUCUACUACGUGUCAUCCAGGCGAGAUGUGUUUACACCCAUGAAGCUUCCCAAAUACACCCUUCCAAAGGAUCUGCAUGUGAUCAGUACAGAUGAGAACCGGGUUGUGGCAGCAGUUCAAGAGUGGAACCAGAAUGACACUUACAACCUGUACGUGUCAGAGGCCGGAGGCAUUUACUACACGCUGGCUUUGGAGAACGUCAUGAGCAGUAUGGGACCAGAGGGAAAUGUCAUGAUAGAUCUAUAUGAGGUGGCAGGAAUAAAAGGCAUGUUCUUGGCUAAUAAGAAGCAAAAUAAUGAGGUGAAGACAUACAUAACCUAUAACAAAGGCCGUGACUGGAGGCUCCUGCAGGCUCCCUCGGCUGAUCUCAGAGGAAACCGAAUCCAUUGCAUGCUGCCGUACUGUUCCCUGCAUCUCCACCUGCAAGUAUCUGCAAACCCAUACACAUCCGGAAACAUAGCCAGCAGAGAGUCGGCCCCUGGAAUCAUAGUAGCAUCAGGUUCAAUUGGCGCAGAGUUAACGAGCAGCAAUGUUAGCAUGUUCAUCACAUCCGACGCUGGAAACACGUGGCGGCAGAUAUUUGAUGAAGAGUACAGUGUGCUGUAUCUGGAUCAAGGCGGAGCUUUAGUGGCAAUUAGACACACCCCUCUUCCCAUCAGGCACCUCAGGUUGAGCUUUGAUGAGGGGAGGGUGUGGAACAAAUACAGUUUCACUUCAUCGCCCCUGUUCGUGGACGGCGUCUUGGGCGAACCAGGCGAGGAAACGCUUAUAAUGACGAUCUUCGGUCAUGUCAGUCACCGCUCAGAAUGGCAGCUGGUAAAGAUAGACUUCAGGUCUAUCUUUAACAGAAGGUGGGACUUUGAGUGUGAUUAUGGCUUCGAGAGAAGGGCUGAUGGGAAAUGUACUCCGGCAUUCUGGUUCCUCCCCUCCUCCAUGUCUCGGACCUGUACUACAGAACACACGUUCCUCAACAGCACUGGGUACAGAAAGGUGGUGUCUAAUAACUGCACCGGAGGGGUGAUGGAGCAGUUCACGGCUCGUAGGCAGCUAUGCCCUAGCCAGGCCCCUCGCGGCCUCCACUUAGUAAUCCUUGUCUUCCUGGAGGAGGUAUAGAAAGAUUCCAGCAACGUCACCUUCCUUGUCUUCCUGGAGGAGGGUGAUGGAUCGAAAACCAGCAUAACGGUGGAUUUCGGCGACGGAAACGCUUUCACCUACUCCAACGUGAGCUCUAUCGAGGAUGGGAUUAAACACAUCUACAAGAACGUGGGGAUCUACCGAGUGUCAGCCACGGCGGAGAACAGUCUGGGCACUGAAACGGUGCUCCUGUUUCUACACAUUACAUGUCAACUGGAGUCUAUUCACCUCUCCGCCCCUUUUGUCGCUGUGAAAAAUAAAGAAGUCAAUCUGACAGCAGUUCUCUCACCAAGCCAAGUGGGAACGGUCACCUAUAUCUGGUGGUUUGGGAACAAUUCGGAGCCCGUGAUCACGCUGGAGGGGAGUGUGGCAUUCACGUUCUCUCGAGAGGGAAUCAGCGUUGUCACUGUACAGGUGUCUGCUGGGAAUACCAUCCUGCAAGACAGGAAAACCGUCGCUGUCCACGAAUACUUCAGAUCUCAUCUUCUUGCCUUUUCAUCUAAUCUGGAUGAUCACAACCCUGAUGUGGCUGAAUGGAGGCUGGAUGUGAGUCGAGUCAUUAAAACCUCUAUGGUGCAGGCGACAGGAGUGAAUCCAGAGCAGCUGUUGGUCACUGUGUUGCCUGGACUGCCAACAGCGGCCGAAUUCUUCCUGUUACCGGACAAACAGCUGACAGAGGGGAAACCAGACAAAACAGCCACCCAUUUAGACCAGCUCUCAGAACUGGUUCUCAGCGCUCUGAAUCAGAAUCUGGUUCAGUUCACACUCAGACCAGGAGUCCAGAUCACAGUAUACGCUGCCCAUUUAUCAGCAGCGCCUCUAGUGGACACAAGCGAGAAUCACAGCGGCUCAGCUAUGCUCAUGCUCCUCUCUGUGGUGGUGGUGGGUUUAGCCGUGUUCCUCAUCUAUAAAUUCAAAAGGAAGAUCCCAGGCCUCCACGUCUAUGCAGCGAUGCAGGACGAAAAAGAGCAAGAAAUGAUCCAGAGUCCAGUUUCUCUCACUGACAGCACACCCAGCUUCAGCUCUCAGAGAGAGCUGCUCACAACACUGGAACCUCUGGACACAGAGCCCAACAGCCAGACCAUCGAAUGCAUCAAACCUCAUCCACGUGUCAAAUUCUCAUCAGAUCUUCCUACAUACAUUGACGUUUGAACUCUAGCCUCCGCCAUGUCAAGGACUUUGGUCAUGCGGAAACAAAGGUUUCAAGCUUUAUUCAGUACUUGUGCAUGUUGGACAUUAACUUUACUGUGCUCUGUGAAUACUAGAACAAACUUUGUAAAGCUUUUUUAUACAUCUGUGUAUUCAAGAAAACAUUUUUGAUGCUGUUCAUUUCUUAAGAUGCCAGUGUGUACAGAGUCUGAGGGAAAAUCCAGCAUGAAGGGUAGAAAAAAAGACAAUUAUACUUGGUUACCUGUCUGUUUCUUUUUAUCGCUAACAGUGGCAGUACAACAUGGAUAUGUGACAUUUGGAAGUGUUUUAAUAAUAAAGUGUAAAGUUAUUAAUGAUUAUUGUAAAAUGAAACACAUUUUCUGGGUUUCAUUUUGUAUAUCUAGCACAUCUGUACUUUACAUGUAACACAGAAAUGUAGAUUUUACCACUAAUUUUAUGAGUUUCAUGCCUUCAUUCAUGAAACAGGGUUAAUGUUGAAGCUUGCUUAUCUUAUUUUACUUCUCUGCAAUAGCAAAGCAUUUUUUCUUAGUAAAAUAAAAUCUUUGUGUUUCUAUGUAGAAAUAACUGACUGUUAGUUUACAAAUACAUAUCAGUGUCAAGAUAUUCUGCGUAAACUGACUUGAGACAUUAUGGCCAAGCAGAAGAUGAUAAUCGUGUACUGUGUCUAGUGUUUCAUAAACAGAUUUGUUUGGAAUAAUUCACAGAGAGUUACAUGAUUUAUGCUUUCAUUUUGCUUGUUUAUUUGAUAUCUUUUUUUUUGUGCAUUUAAAUUCAGUCAUGACAUACCAAAAGUAAACUGUACAUGCUGACGGAUACGAAUGUAUGAAUGUGUAAGUACAUAUUUAAAUAUUUAAGUUUUUUUUUUUACUUUCCCUCUUCACAUACUGUAUGAGCAGUAUAAAAUCACAGGGAAGCUAUGA
Messenger RNA from Cyprinus carpio (common carp), 4690 nucleotides. RefSeq names its product VPS10 domain-containing receptor SorCS1-like. The transcript is spliced from 27 exons. NCBI's taxonomy places the organism in Eukaryota, Metazoa, Chordata, Actinopteri, Cypriniformes, Cyprinidae. The record is from RefSeq and is a predicted model, not a curated record.